GAUUUCGUUACGUCGGCCAUGUUCGCGUCCGCCAGCACCGGUCAGGCGCACUCGGCUCGUCCUACCGCCGCCGCCGUCGCCGUCGUCGUCGUCGUCGUCGUCGCGGAGAGGCCGGAGCGCACGGGAUAGAGAUUUUCCGCUCGUCGAACGCCGUCGAACGACGCUGAGCGCCGGGGCGCGAUGCACCUGUAAAGCCGCGGGCAUUCGCAAACCGCUCGUGAUCGCUCGUCGUUCUCGCGGUUAUUGCACGAUACGCAGGAUCGACCGUGUCGCAGAUCCGCAAGUAGUCACAGCCGAGUCUUGGUCCGCCGCCGCCACCGCCGCCACCGCCGUCGAGUAACGCCCAGGGGAGGAAGUGCGAGCAGCUCGAGGAGAGCGGCUGCGGGAGCGUCGCAAGCACGUCAAAAUGCCACCGUUUUUCAAGAGGGACGUGAACGAGGUGCGCGAGGAAGCCAACAGCGCUACCUCGCCCAAUUCACUUUUCACCACAGAAGAAGAAAAAUUCACUACGGAUGAAGUCACCGAGAGCGCGGUUAAGGCCGUCGAGGAUUUCGGGGAGAAAAUGGCGGAUAAGAUGGGAAUACCGCCGUGGGGGCUUGUUGCUAUCUUAAUAGGGAUAGGUGUAAUUAUUCUCGGCAUCUGUUUCUGCUGUAUACGAAGAUGUUGUCGCAAACGACGUACCAAAGACGGCAAGAAGGGUCUGAAGGGCGCGGUGGACCUCAAGUCCGUGCAGCUUCUCGGCAGCACGUACAAGGACAAGGUCCAGCCGGAUAUGGAGGAGCUGACGGACAAUGCCGAAGAGCCGGACGAAGCCGAGAGCAAGCAGAGCGAAGUCAAGCUCGGCAAGCUGCAGUACAAGCUCGAAUACGACUUUAACUCGAACAGUCUCGCCGUAACGGUGAUACAGGCGGAAGAAUUGCCGGCAUUGGACAUGGGCGGCACGUCAGAUCCGUACGUGAAGGUGUAUUUGCUGCCGGACAAGAAGAAAAAGUUUGAGACGAAGGUUCACAGGAAGACGUUAAGCCCGGUCUUCAACGAAACCUUUACCUUCAAGAGCGUCCCUUAUGCCGAUGCCAUGAACAAGACUCUCGUCUUCGCCAUCUUCGACUUUGACAGAUUCUCGAAACACGAUCAGAUCGGCGAGGUCAAAGUGCCGCUUUGUCAGGUCGACUUGGCGCAGACGAUCGAAGAAUGGCGGGAAUUGCAGAGCGUUGAAGGCGAGGGUGGACAGGACAACAAACUGGGAGACAUAUGCUUCUCGCUGAGAUACGUGCCGACGGCCGGCAAGCUCACGGUGGUCAUUCUGGAAGCCAAGAAUCUGAAGAAGAUGGACGUCGGCGGUCUCUCGGACCCUUACGUCAAGAUCGCCUUGAUGCAAAAUGGCAAGAGGCUGAAAAAGAAGAAGACGUCGAUCAAGAAGUGCACCCUUAACCCGUACUACAACGAAUCAUUCACCUUCGAGGUACCCUUCGAGCAGAUACAGAAAGUGCAACUCGUCGUCACCGUAGUAGAUUACGAUCGCAUCGGCACAUCAGAACCGAUCGGCAAGGUCGUGUUGGGACAAAACGCGAGCGGAACGGAAUUGAGACAUUGGAGUGACAUGCUGGCGUCUCCCAGGCGCCCAAUCGCCCAAUGGCACACGCUGAAGGACCCCGAGGACGGAGAUAAGAAAGAUUAAGAAUGUUGACGUUCAGUUAAGGAUAAUCGGUCGGGAGAAAGGGCGACGGAGAAGAGAGUGAGGGGGAGAGAUAUAGGGAUAUAGAAAAAAAAAGAGGGUGAGGGAGAACACGAAUAAAAAAGAGAAUAAAUUCGAUGCGAAAGAGAAGAGAAACAAAUACAUAAUUAAUAGAUAUUAAUAAUCUAUGAUUAAACUAAACGAUAAAAUACCAACCAUGAAGGAUUUAAAAUAAUAUGUUCUCAUGUGGAGUGUAGUGUCUUGUAUAUACAUACAUAUAUCUAAUAUACUUCUCUCUGUAGAUGUAACGUUGAGAAUGAUUUCAAGUAACGCGUCUCCGUCGAGCCGACGAGAACGCUGAAAAUUCGUAAAAGUACUCACAUCCUGAGAAGGGAAUAUCUAUACAUCAUUAGAUCGCAGAUACGCUUCCGCCUUGGUUCGGCUAGUUAGUACGGAUUAAAUGAGCAAUUUUCUAAGCGCGUCGUUAGACGGGAUGUCUCCUGAUCAAUAUUAUCCCAGAGAUGGGACAGAGCAUCUUAUUAUCUGUCAGGAGACACCCCGUGCAACGAUUUCGGCUACAUCGUUCGAGAAGAGAGAAAAGUAGCGGCAUAAUUUUACCUAAGCGAGGAGAACACGUGGCGGCGAUAGCGCGGGGCACGUCAGCACUGCACUGAGAGAAAAAAAACGGUUGAUCUAACUAAAAUUAUUGUUACUUUCGCUCCGCCAUAUUUUUUGCAGUCAAAUGACAGUAGAAACAUGCAUGCAAGAUUGUUAUCGCUAACAAUAUGGUAAAAUUUAAUAAAAAAAGAAAAAAAUGAUUUUCUUCAACAUAAUCUGCACAGUAAUUGUUUCUCCAAGUGCGAUUACAUAGUUACAAAUACCGAACAUUUUUUUCUCAGUGCAUGCUUGCGCACGAGAUGACGGAGUUUGACAAUGUGUAAUCGUCGAACUCGAGGGAUAGCUUUCGGAACAUUACUUGCGAAUCGAAGGGCUUCGGUGCAAAGGGCGCUGCGCGAGUGGCCGCAAACUCGGCCAAGCUCGAAUCGUUCGUCGCGUUCGCCGUUUCCCUCAGGGAAGACAGUUUUGCGCGCUUGCAGAAUUGUUCCCUCGAAGAAAGCUCAUUUCGAGCUCAGUCACGCGGUUCAAGCAGCUCGCCGUAGCAGUUCCACCCCCGUGUUGUUGUCACCCGCGUCCUUCUCCGUCUCCUUCUUUUCCACCGGGCCCUUCACUCGACACUCGCUGGUGCUGGCCAUCGCUCAUGUAUCGCGCAUCUCUCACGAUCCAUCGCUUCGCGCUUUAAGUUACCUCGAGAAGAGAUCGAGAUCGCGUCGUGCACUGAACCCUCUCAUUGCACUCGAAAGGUCAAAGCGUGGCUCCGAACGUGCAUAAGCGCCGCUCAGGGACGUGGACGUUUCCGUAUCGAUCGGCCGCCCGCUGAAACGGCACGCGCCUGUAUUUUCGCGCAAAGGGGCGACGCGCUUGAAUCCCGCGAUAUCCUUCGUGUAUAAUAUAGUUAGGCUCUCUUAGAUUACGCGCCAUGGCUGUAAUGAGAAGUCGCUCUAGAAACGAUAUAUCACACAAUCACGUGACCACGCGAGCAGAUUUGUAUCGUUCGACCCGAGUCCGCAUGCACCAGAUCGGGCCUCUUGGACUCUUGCGUCCGUCUUUCUGCCCGUGAAAAUAUUUUCUCGCAAUUCCGUAUGAAAAAUGGAGCACUGCGAUCUCGUGCAUUUAACGCGCCAGCGAUAAACUUGAUGUGAGAUCGGAUCUUUUGGUUUUUAAAUAUGCCGAUUAUAUAUUAUAUAUAAUUGGCUUAUCUAAAAUUUAAUAUUUAAUAUGUGAUAUGAUUUAAUUUAAUAUUUUAAUGAUAUUUUUUUAGAUACAAAUAUUUAUAUUUAAUUAUAUUUAAUUAUUAUAUCUAAACUUUCAACAUAGGACAUAUGUAUAUAUUUAAUACAUGUAUAUAUAUAUAUUUUUUUUAUAUUGAAAGUUCAGAUAUAUCUCCAUAUAUUUCAAGAAAAACAACAAGAAUGUGUAAAUGCGUGACUAGACAUUGACACUUUUACCUUAACAUAUUGAAAAAUCUAAAAAAGUCACGGGCGCGUUGUUACUUAGAAUAUAUAACGUUGAAGUACACAGUUACAGCAUAUAAGGCGUAUUCAAGUGCGUGCAGCUCAUUCUAUUAUUGUUAUCCGCUGUCAUCUCUACACAAUUAUGUGAGAGAUUCUCGAGAUUAAGCGAGUCUAAUCGGGCCCGAAUGCUGGGGGCAGACUUGAGUUCGUUCUUUGACGACGUUUCGCGAGAUCUGUGGUUCGUGUAGACGGACGCGAUACACUUUGAUCGGCGAGCCGUGCUCGCGGCUGAUCUCCGCGCGCUCGGAUUCCCGACGAAGGAGAAAUCCGUACGUCGCGCGCGACUACACGACGGCGCUGGCUUUUUCCACUUUCCGCCGCUCUCAUCUCGUUGCGUGUUGCGUUCGCGCGCGACGCACGAAGGACGCGUGUGCGUUCUCGCGCAGUCUGUACUCAUGAAGAUCACUCUGCAAUUGCGUGAGCGUGAUCGCAAGUGGUUGUAAGCGAUUGCGACAGCCAAUCGGAAUGAAGCAAUCAGUGAACAAAACACUCUGAUCUUACGUUCAUGAUCGCGCUUACGCAAUCGCAGAAUGGCCUUGAUGCAAGACAUACAUACAUCUUACGCAUACAUCUUACGCAUAAACGCAUAUAUGCAUUAUAUCACGAGUUAUAUCUGCAGAUAUACUGUUAUCGAUUAAACCGUGAGUCGCGGAACGGGCCUAUUCAUCCUGACUUGCGUUAGUCCGCAAUCGCCGAAGUUGAAUCGAGGAGCGACACUCGGGUCGGGAUCCCCGUGCCGGGGAUAUUCGGGUGUCCCCGGACACACGAGGACGUCUGUGCGGGAAACACCGGACGCGCGAAACGGAGGACGGAGAGAUCGGUGGAAGCGCGUGGACGAAAAGCAUCAUUUCGCAUCUACCUGUAAUUAGCCGCGAACACUUUGGUUUCUCAAGCGUGAGCCUCGGGUUGGGAGUAACUCGUCGACGAACGAGUUGCUGCUGCAACGUUGAGAGCGACUUUGGGAAACGCAACUCGCUCGUACACGAAACGAAUCCACGAGAGAGAGAAAGAGAGAGAGAGAGAAUCGCAGUGAAGUAAAUCCAAUUGCAAAGCGAUUUUUAUAUUUUUUCCAAUGAAAUUGCAUCGCUCAAAAUUAUCACAAUUACGAAACACUGACAAGUUUCCGCAAUAAUUGGCUAGUAACAAAAGAUAUAGCCAAUCGUUGCAUAAAUUGGUCUAUAGUGGCUCGCAAUUGUGACAAUCUUACGCGUUGCGACUUUAAAAAUAGUGUGAAAACCGUUUUGCAGCAGAGUGUACAGCGGAUCAAGAAUAACGGUUUAGACACAAUAAAUUUCAGAGCGCAUAUUCUUGCAUUCUAAAACGACGUUUUUUGAGAAAACCUUUACCCAGUAUUCUAUAAUAUGUGCAACGUGAACUAUAGGACAUUGAGUAAAAUUUUCCUCAAAAAGAACGUUUCAGAAUGCGAUCUUAAGCAUGUGUCGCCAAAAAUUGGCGGCACACGUUGGAAUAAAAACCCUACGCAAUUACAAAGGACAUAAGUACCAUAAAAAAGAGAAGAGAAGAUAGUACUGGGAGGUCUUCAAUUGUCAGAAUUACGUGGUACAAAUAAUGUACUAGAUAUGGCUCAUCCCAAACCGGUAACCGAUCGGUCACCCACAUCCAUGUUCCCCGAUCGGAGAACGAAUUAGCUAUGACAUUUAUUGUGUCUAAGCCGUUUUGCGAGCUACUAUAAUAAUACACCUCGUACUCUAUUGCGAGUGCGGGGCAGUCGGUCGAACCGUUUAAGAAAAGGCUUGAACAUACGUUUCUCUCUCGCCGUUUGGCGGUUGCGCGACGGUUUUCUGUAAAUAUACACGUCAGUACGAAAAUCCCUUCGGCAGCUACGAUUCUCUGUGUCCGUCGUUUGUUGAUUGAUCGUCGCUCCCCGUUUGUAACUAGUGCGAUUUUUAGUUUUUUAGCGAUAUAUACGAGAAAAAGACAGAGAGGGAGAGAGAGAGAGAGAGAGAGAGAGAGAAAGAGAAAGAGAGAGAGGGAAAAUGUUAUAUAAUCAAUCGAAUUCUAGCGACGGUAAAAUAUAGGAGUAUACGGCAGCGUCCGGUUGACACGAUCGUACACUCAGGGUGAUCGGAAGUCUUGGUUCUCGCUUAGUCCCAAACUUCACCAAGCUUCAAGCAACGUGUGCACUUUAUUCGCGAUUGAUUUUAAGAGGAGGGGCGAAUCCGCCGUGUAGAAAUGCUAAAAAUCUUUCGUCGAUGUUCGUUGCAUUUACACCGCUAAGAACGACGUGUUUAUUUUUGUAUAUUUUUUUCCUGACGACUAGAGAGAACGUUAUUUAGAGUCACACACGUCUUAUAGGUUUUCCGCGAGACUUCCAGCAGAGUAUGGAAGAGAAAGACAUUCAGCGAUGUCACCCUAGGUGUAGGUACACGGACGCAGCGCCGCGUCUCUCGAUAAUAUAUAAUAAUAAUUAACGAUAAAUAUAAUAAUAAUAAAAAUAAUAAUAAUAAUAAUCAUAAUAUUGUUAAACGAUAACCGAGGACAGCGAGGAUGGACUAUUUGGUGAUAUCUAUUGAUUUUAGCUUUGUAUCGUAGCGUUUACUCGGUAUAUAAGAUUAUAAUUACGCGUUACACCUAUUAUCGUUACAACGUGGAGAUUAAAGUAAUUUAUUGUAGAUGAAGCCCUCGCGGGAAGGGGGGAUGAUAUGCCGUUGGAGAAGGCGCUCGGUCCUUUACCCUUAUCUCCCGACGUUUCGAAGCUAAUCCGGUGAUAUAUCGACCUGUAUAUCUAUCCUGCUAACGGAAAUUCGGGCGUAAUUGUCGUCGUCGUCGUCGCCGUCGUUCGCGCGCGGAAACGUAACGGUGAGAACCGAAGAGGCCAAUUCGCCGCGUUUCCGGCUCGCGUGCACGGAGAGGAAAGUUUGCUCAGAUUAAUCGAACGCCGGAUGAAGCCAGCAGAAUUCCAUUCAAGCUAACAAGAUAUCCGGUUGACCAGGACUUGUUCAAGUUGGUCAGAUCAGUCAAUUGGAACAGGAUUCUGGUACACCACAACCGAACGUGUGGUUCAUUCAUACUUCAUCAGACAUUUCGUUAGUCUAAUCAAAUUUUUUCUCAUGUGUAUUGCGUGUACUUUUGUCGCGGAGCCGUCAAACUGAGACUCUUUUAUAUCCUUUUUGCAACGAUAUAAUCUACAUAAUAAAUAUAAAAUUGCCCCCACACACAAUUCGUAUCGACAUUGAGAAAGAGAGAGACUCACGAGCUCGCGAUAAUUUCGAUUGACGGAGGAAUUCUUUGAAUUUUUCGCACUCCGUCAUUCCCAGAGACAUUUAUUCCCAUUUCACUUAUUCAGUGAUAUUUAGUAUCCUUUAAAUGCCCAAAGAGCGUCUCAUUCUUAUCGUUACGUCGAGCGAGUUGGAAGAUCACGAGAAGAGAAAGAACGGUAACUCGGAGGAAAUAACGCCGACGACGACGACGUCAUCGAAGGCACGAGCUUUUCGCUCGCGAAUCGCGGUGAGGUGGGAAACGAUAGCCGCCGAUAUCGAUAAGUCCAAGCAGUCUAACUUAGAGGGGAGUGGAUCGGAGGCGAAACCGACGAUCCAACACGUAUAAGCAUUUAUUAAGGAUGAGAUUCUCGAAACCUCGUAACCCCUUGAAACUCUGAAAAGUUUCGAGGUCUCGAAACUUUGUUCUAUCUUUGUGAUCGGGAACUCUCGAAACUUGAAUCGACCUGACUAGACUCGGAAAAAGUUCAUAUCUUAGUGUUUUCAAACAAAAACUUUGACUAAAUGUUUUAAAUAGUUUAGUAAUGAUAAUAGAUAAAAAUUCUAAAGAAUUCAAAAUUUUAUCUAGUUUUAGUUUUUCUCAUGUUUAAAAAUAAUUAUUUUCAUCUAAUUUCCAUAUAACUAUAUUUGACAUUCUAUCUAAAUAUGUUUAAAACCUAAUGUUUGUACCUAACUAUAUUUAAUUAAUAUUCUACCUAAUUAUGUCUAAUGAAAACUUAAUUUUCUGAAAAAUUUUGUUGAUAUUCUAGUUCCUGUGUUAAAGAUUUAAAAUUCAAUUUUCUGAUAAAAAUUAUAUUGAGUUUUUAGUUCCUGACCAGAAAUACUCCUUUUGAUAAUUGUGCAUUAAAAUGUUGAUAAAACUGUUUUUAUUUUUUUUUUUAGUAAAAAGUAAAAUUAUGCAGGAGCUUGUUUUAUGCAAUUACCUUUUUUUUAAAUUAGCAUUUUAUAUUUGUACAGUCUCUCAAGUUUCGAGAAUUUCGAGGUCUCACAAAGUUUUGGAUUCGAGUUUCGAGGACUUAAAAAUCAGGUUUCAAUCCAUUCCUAGCAUUUAUCGUACGCGCAGGUUACUUAGGAAACGCGUCGUAAAAUCCGACUCGUCGCGUCUAAGGUGUGCGUAGGGGAUGUAGUAGUGGUGUGGUAAAAGCGUCUCUCACAUUAUAUAGUCUUCGUAGUGCGUCUCGCAGGCCUUGGAAGUCCCCGAAGUCUCUUCAUCCCGGACGGCCGAGGUUUCGCGAUCACUGUCCUCGGGGAUGGCGAUCGCGAACUCGCGCUCUGCGCCGAGAGAGUCACUCUCCACUUGCGCGCGAUACGCCGAUAUUGGGUUGCCCCGGGUUUGGUUCUAUCGUUUCUUCAGGACCAAUUAUUGUAAACGAUUGUACCGGUAGCGCGUGGCACCGUUAUUAUCACACAUACACACAGCAUUGUACUUAAAUCACUUUAAGGAGAGGAUACGUGAUUUAAAUAUAAUUACAUUGUUGAAGAACGGCGGGCGAACGGCGUCGACGCGAUCUUUAGCGCACCCGUGCGACGAACAAUCGCGAAGUCGUUCGUUAUCGUUGACUCCUCCACUAAUAGCACCUUGAGGAAACGGAAAAUAGGAAAUAGGUGGAGAAGCAGGUUGACUUUCAAGUUGUUUUUAAUUAAGCGAGGAUUAAUUGCGCGCUAAGAAUGAAAUACUUGUGGGAAUGUUUGAAAUACUUGAAUAAAUGCUUGAAAAUUUAUCUCACGACGUGAGGCAAUCGAUCGAGGAAAUCUUGAUGGAGUUCUUUUAAUUACGUUUAUGCGAAGUGAAUAUAAUGUGUAAGUAUAUUAAAUUAAUUAUUAAAUUCAUACGAUAAUGUAAAUUUCUUGUUAUGUUAAUGCAGUAACAAAUUUCACAUUCUAAAAAUCACACUCAGAUUUUCAUAUCAUAUUUAAAGUGACAUACUGUUUUGAGCAAAGUUUGAUAAUUUUUUUUCGUAUUUCUAUUUUGUCAUUCUAUGUGAUAAAAUAUGAUUGCAAUCUGAGGCCAUAAGGGGCUCAAUGUUGUUAAAUUUUAUGAUUUAAUAUACUUCAAGUUGCCAUAAAGUUUAUGUACAUCAAUCUGUCGGGGAAGUUUGUUCACACAAAUAAACUUUGUAUCCUACAAAUAAAUUUCCACCAAGUAUUCGUUCUCAGUGUACUGAGAAGAAAAUACUUGGAAACUUGUUUGCGGGAUAUAAAAUUUGUUCACAGAAACAAAUCUUAUCUCGCAGAAAUGAACUUUGUAUCUCGCAAAUAACUUUCCACGAAGUACUCUUUCUCAGAGCGUUCAAUAUUAACUGACGUGCGAAUGCCGCGCGUCUUCUUUUCAAUUUUACCUCAGUCUACCUCGCUUGAUCGAUUUUUCGAGGAAGCUCAGUUUAUUACGUCACUUUGAGCAGACAUAGAGGCGCUACCGUACGGCCAGAUGUAAGACCGGCUCCCUUUUACGAUCAUUCCGGAAUUCUGAGCACGCCCGAAUGUCCAGUCAUUUGUAACUUUACGUGCUCGCGCGCCGGAAGUGCUGAACAUUUACGACUGUUAUCGACGGCUACGUGAUGUUUUGAUGUCACUCUGUCACUUUCGAGACUACUUUGUCGCUUUGUCUGAAUGAUUCUCACGUGCUGACGGUGCUAAUGAAACCGAUCGACGCCGUUGCUCGCGAGUUGAGAAUCUAUCUAAAAAUAGAUCCGUCUUCUUCGGCCGCGUUCUUUGCAUUCGAGAGAGAUCGGUGUUGCGCGCGCAACAAUCGAACGAGUAUCACGCGCUUUAAGAAAGUGAGGAAAAGAAACGAGAGAGAGAGAGAGAGAGAGAGAGAGAGAGAGCGCAUGAGGAUGAAAAGCGCGGACGGAGGGAACGGGAUUCGAUAAAGAGAACCAUGUACGUCCUAUAUGUACAAUGUCGCCCAUUGUACCGACAUCAUCAUCGAUAUCGAUUAUUAUCAUGUAUCAUUUAAUGAGUAGUGUAUUCACUAGAAGCAAGUAAAACGAGUUGAUUGUCAUCGUGUACGAAGUAAGUAGGAAGUAAGCGAGCGCACCGUGUAGUGUGAUACUACGUAGAUCGUGUGUGUGUGUGUGUGUGUGUGUGUGUGUGUGCGCGCGUGUGCGUGCGUGCGUGCGUGUGUGUGUGUGGGUGUGGGUGUGUGAGCGCGUGCGUCUGUGUAUGCUGAGAUCGAAAUGCAGGGCGAGACAUAUGAAUCGUUGGUAAGUCGCGAUCGAUCUACCCAAGUGGACUUGUAGACGUCGUGGACGAAUCAUGCGGAGGAAUCACAUCCACGAUCAGCGGAAUACAACCUCAGCGACUCAUUCAAGUGUUAAAAACACUAUCGAUGUCCGAUAUUUUUUGUUUUUUCUCCUUCCUCGUUAACCCUCGUACAAUCGUCGCCGUCUCUCAACAAUAAUAACCUUUAUAGAAAAGUAUCUGGCUGUGAUAAAUUGGCCAGUGAUAAAUAGUAAUUUUAUUAAUUACUAAUUAAUAAAAUUACUACUUAAUUAAUUUACUCGUACGAGUAAUAAAAUUAUUGAACGACAGUAAUUAUCACUGGCCAAAUUAUUACUUAUCAGUAUUACAUUUCUAUAAGGGAAACGUGUGACUCUGCAACUCGAUACUGUGUUUUCUCCACGAGAAGCAAAGUUAGAGUACCAAUGUCUGCACACACGCAACUCUGGACAUUCUUGUUGCUUUGGUCUUUAAACACGGAUAUCUGGAUUUUUUAAAUAGAAUAUACAUAUACAUAUAUAUAUAUACUCUAUAUCUUGAAAGUUUAAAUAUCCGUAAUUAAAGAUCAAAACGAUAAGAAUGCCUGUGUCCGGCCAUUGGUGUUUGGGUCUCACCUGUUUAAAGGCCGUGUUAGUAAUAGUCGUUACUUAAAAUCUCAUGUGACGUCCUUAGACACGUGUUAACAGUGGUUGCUUGAAACUUGUCUGGUGUGAUAUGCUCAGAUCUGAACGGAGAAUUAGAUCUGAGUUUUUCAGUUGAAACAUACGCGAUACACGUGACAUUGUGUUUGCAGGCGCGAUUCCGCUGAGAAACUCGCAUCUAAUUCUAAACUUAAAUAUGAGUGCCUCACUUGAAACAAGUUUCAAACAACGACUAUUAAUACGGGUCUUAGAUUUGAUUGUAGAGUCAGAUGUGAGUUCUUUAGCUGAAUCGCAAUCACGAGUGUGUGAUGUGUCGCGUGUGUUAUAUGAGAUUCGAGAACUCAAAUCUAUCCAAGAUAUUGAAUUCAGAUCCGAGUAUCUCACGUGGAACGAGUCUCGAGUAACGACUGUUGAUACGGAUGAAUAGGACACGGUAUUCACGAAGUAUUUCCGCGAUGCGUUGCGAUCAAGCGAGUCUCAUCGAUCAAGCGACGUUUGUGUUCUGUCUGCACAUUGAGCAUCGUAUUUUGCGAACGGUGCACGCUCGUUGGAAGCUCGUUGGUUCACGUUUAGCUUCGGGUGACAGUCAAGCUCCCGACACGUUCGUUCAGCUUCGAUGAGGAGACCACUGUGAGAUGGGCGACUUCCGAGUGUGACCAGUUCGCUGAAUAACUGCGAUUCCGCGAGUGUUUUGAGUGCAUCGAGAAUGAAAGGAUUAGAGAAAGGGAGAAAGCGAGCGAGAAAAAGAGAGAGAGAAAGAGAGAGAGAGAGAGAGAGAGAGAGAGAGAGAGAGAGAGAGAGAGAGAGAGAGAGAAAAGAAUGAAGAAAAGAGAGGAGGAAAGCAGAUCUCUGUUUAAUAAUGAUAAAAUCGAUAUACGUCAGCGUUAAAUCCGUUCAUGCACAUGUACGCCGAUUUCGAACAGCACGUAGCGCACCAAGAAAAAUGUAAAUAAAAGCGAAACACACGAAGAGUAUUUGUAAAGCUGUAGUUCUUAGUCUGGAAGUAACGUCCUCGACGUGAUUGACGGAGUAUCAAGACCCGUUUUGCGUUCGCGACCCCCACCAGAUUCGUUUCUUCUUCUUCUUCUUCUUCUUCGCGUCACCGAAACGACACAUAACGACAUAACUUGGCCCAAAGAUUUUGCUGUGUCCUGCGGAAUAAUUAUAAGCCUCACGAACCAUCGAGACAUGACUUUCUCUCGCUGUCAACCAGCAAAAGGAAGAUAUCAAGGAUAGCUCAGCGAUUUGUACGAUUUAUUGAACGUUAUUAUAUUGAAACGUUAGAGUUCAGAGUUUCCCAGGUGGAAAGUGGUCGAGAAGAAAUAAACGAGCGGGCUAACCGGAUUCUCAUUCGUCGAGCGCUGAAGUGUAAUGAGUAAAAUUGAAAUGCCGUUUCGGUCUGCUUGACGAAAUCCACCUCAGAAAGCAUACCUUAAUGACUACAGCGGUCGCAGACUGCUUCUUUAUUAUCCCCUCCCGAUAAUAAAUAUGCAUUAGAUCGAUCACCAGUCCGUGACCACUUAGGUCCUCCAAGCGUGCUUUCUCGCAUUGAUCCACGCUCAUAAUAUUCGCGAUGUUACGCCGAAUUUCGCGCUGAGUCGAACCGUUCGUUAAUCACGACUGAGGAUCCAGUUAACCUGGGCGAUCGUUUCCUUUCGAAGCUUUUCACCGAUCUUGUCGGAAUCGAAAGAGAAGUCCGUUGCGUUUACCUUUUGCAUCAAGUCUCGACCACACCGUCAUCGUCACGCAAAACGUGAAUCCUUGCACUGAGAUUAGAUUUCGACGACGAUAAGCUAACCAGAAGGUAUUGGUGCUGUCCACUUUUUACGAUAGAUUGUCGCGUUCUUUGCCGUAAGGUAACACUUGGUUUUCUAGGUAUCUCGCGUCUUGCGCGAAACUUACGCGGACGAUGCUCGAGCGAGGCGCUCAUGGAAUUUCGAGAUCGGACCGAUAUUCUGGAGAAAGGAAUCGGUUGCAUUUUUGCCUACCUAUGCACGCAUGUGUGUGUGUGUGUGCGCGCUUGUGCGCGUGGAUAGACGUCGGGAGCACCGUCCGCGUAAGAAUUGCUUGAGAAAGAACAUAGGGAAACUCGCGAAGGAGCCACCAAGGUAGGAAAACAAGCAAAGAUCGAGGCCAUCGAGGAGCCUCCGACUUGAAGCGAGGAACUUGUAAUCAUUCCAUUACAUAUUAUACAUAUUAUUAAGGACUAGCGCGGCAGUGUACUGUAAAUCCAUAGAAGUUAUUACUAUACCGUAAUAUUAUUAUGUAAUAAAUAUUGUUGUUAACAUAAA
Messenger RNA from Odontomachus brunneus, 13197 nucleotides. RefSeq names its product synaptotagmin 1 (gene Syt1). Bases 407 to 1678 code for a protein of 423 amino acids. The record is from RefSeq and is a predicted model, not a curated record. Gene Ontology annotation, molecular function: calcium-dependent phospholipid binding; syntaxin binding; calcium ion binding. Gene Ontology annotation, cellular component: dense core granule; axon; synaptic vesicle membrane. Lineage: Eukaryota; Metazoa; Arthropoda; Insecta; Hymenoptera; Formicidae. Gene Ontology annotation, biological process: regulation of calcium ion-dependent exocytosis; synaptic vesicle endocytosis; calcium ion-regulated exocytosis of neurotransmitter. The transcript has 10 exons.